Biomphalaria glabrata is the source of this 5911-nucleotide messenger RNA. RefSeq lists its product as uncharacterized. NCBI's taxonomy places the organism in Eukaryota, Metazoa, Mollusca, Gastropoda, Planorbidae. The record is from RefSeq and is a predicted model, not a curated record. Bases 3144 to 4265 code for a protein of 373 amino acids. The transcript is spliced from 8 exons.
AUUUUCCAUCUUUUGUUUAACGUGUUAAAGAUAAAAUAAGAACGUGUCUGUAAGAUAAGAUAAGAGGCUUUGAAAUGAGAAGCUGUUCGCAAAGCUGAAAAUAAGACUUCACUUCACAUCUAUGGUAUUCUUGUUUUAAGUGAACAUGUCGCUAGAUAAAUUUGAAGUGUUACUAAUAUAAAACCAAAAAAAAAAAAAAAGGUUCUGAGUUGCAUAGGUUUUUCUGGGUUUUAGAUUGGCUCGAAAGUCAGUACCGUUUUAAAGCUGUCUAAGUAAUUGAACAUGACAUUGCGUCCGAAGAUUAAGGAGACGUACAUGAUACUGUGCAUGAUAUCACAUGACCACACAGUUCUGUAAUCUUUACAUUUCGAUACAUCCAACACACAAGGACCGUCGUCCGCCCGAGGUCGAUUUUUACUUCUCCUAACGCCGUUUACGCCUGUAUUUAGCGGGUGACUUUCUGUCUCACUGUAUCUCACGGUCUUUGUAAAGAGAUCUCCAGCUGUCGCUUUCAGAAGACAUUUGCUGCCGUUUAAAAUACCCCCCCCCCUUUUCCUAAUGAAAACGUAAAAUAUUUAAUAAACUUUCAUUUUGAAAUGAAGUGUCAGCAAUAUUUUAUGAACGUGGGACAAAAGGGGGGGGGGCAGCAUCUGGAAUCCCUACACCCAAGAAUGCUCCGUAAUUUGUGUGUGGCUGAUCCUGAGUAGGACAGAGCCUUGCUUUCGAAGAGCAUUGUGGGGUGGAUAAAAAUGGCGAGUGAUAUAGGGAAGAACUAUACUGAACUGCCUUAGGGAAUACAAGCUCGUGGGACAUUUGCGAAACCGGAGAGAAUAUUUGUUGAAAAAAAAAAAGAAACGAGAAAGUGUGACUUGGUGGGAUCAAGUAUCUUCUUGAAAUACACGCAAUUCAUAAAGAGAUGUAAGAAUAGUAGUCGGACCAUCGCAAGGAUAGACAUAAUUUUCUUGUCAACAUCACUCUCUAACCAAAACCCUUAGAAAUACGGAUCACUAUAUACUAUCUUUUUAUGAUACAAUUUAACUUUACUCUGUGUCCAUGCUAGAAAUGUAUUAUACACGGGAUGACAUCGCCUUAUCACAGUGGAUGUUAUGCAAUGAUCUGAGGAAAAUUGUUAAUUAUUGUCAAAAUAACAAGAGCUGUCCAAAUUGUAUUCGUAUAGAAACAAUUAAUAUUAAUGAUUCUCUUUAUUUCUAUACAUUUUUAAAUAUAUAUAUAUAUAUAUAUAUAUGUAUAGAAACAAUUAAUAUUAAUGAUUCGCUUUAUUUCUAUACAUUUUUAAAUAUAUAUAUAUAUAUAGUCCAUAUUCCAUAUACAUAUAUAAAUAUAUAUAUAUAUAUACAUUUUAUUUUGUAGUAUUUUUAUAGAUCUUAAAAAUGUGUCUAUUAAUCCGGUAUAUUAAUGUAAACGAAAUGUGUAAUUAUCUUUUAGCGUUUAAUUAUGAUUGUAACAUAGUUAUUACAUUUAAAUAACUUUAUUAUUUCGGAUAAUUUAGAAUAUUAAAAUGUUUAAAACGUUUAUUUCUAGUGGCAAGAUGUUGCCAGUGUGAAGCCACAUCUUAUACAAGAAGCUAUGUUCUAAUUCUCAUUUCUAUACAAUGUCCAUAUGUUUUUUUUUUGAUAGUCAAAAGUAAGAAAAAAACUCCAAGGGGAUCUCAAGAUUAUGUUAAUCACAUUCGUUUGUUGUUGUUUUUAUUAUAUGUAUACUUUUUUUUUUAUUUUAUGACCCCAUUUAUAUUCAAAAGAUGUCUGUUUCAGAAAAACAAACAAACAAUGAUUAAAUAUGUGGGGCGAUAUAAAUGCAGCUAAAGCAAAAUAAAAAGAAAACUUGUAGAGAGAGUAGGAAAUAGAUAAACAAUGUCAAGGACAUUAUAUUGAAGAGCGGUGUUGUCAACAGAAUAAUACAAGUAGCGAUUUGAUUCUGCAGUAACACAUCAUUAGUUAUUAAUACUUCCGGUAUUCUUAGCUCCGGAUAUACCAAUAGCUACAUUUUGUCUAAUUAGCCUUCAUUAUGAAAAUCAUUUACAGAUUAAGAGUAUUCCGGAAAAGGUUCUAUAGUAGUUUUAAAUAUUUUUGCUCAGCUUAUUAUUUCUGCAGUUUUCGGACGAUGAGUAUAAGUUUCAAUAACUGUUGUGACAAUAACUGUUGUGACAAUAACUGUUUUGACAAUAACUGUUGUGACAAAAACUGUUGUGAAAAUAACUGUUGUGACAAUAACUAUGGAUAGUGUCAACUGGUGUCUUUUUUUUUAUCAACAUUUAUGGAUUAAAUUUAUCACAAAGACUAAACCUAGAUCUAGGUCUAUCAGUACGUUGACUUUGUUGACAUUUUAAAAAUAUUUUGCCGCAGAGAUCAAUUUUAAACAAAUAUGGUAUGUACGUAUGUAACUGUUGUGACAAUAACGUGUGACAAAACUUUUGUGACAAAAACUUGUGAAAAUAACUGUUCUAAAUAAUUAAAAGUAAAAUAAUGAUUAGACUAAAACAUUUUUUGUUAUGGAUUUGUUUUGUGUUAUAUAGUCAAUGUUGAUGAUUUUUAAUAUAUAUUUGUUCCCUUUCUUUAAAUACUGCUCGAGAUAAAAAAAAAAACGUUUUGAAAUGUAAGUGAUAGUUGGCUAAAUAAAACAAAAUAAACAUUUUUUUAUCAUCAAACACUUCAAAUUGUGUCUAUGUGGUAUAGUUGUGUUCUCAAAUGUAAAGAUUUUAAUUUUUAGUGGAGAGUUGGUGAUGAAAAAAAAGAACAAACAAUAAAAAAAGAAGACAUCUAAGCUCUUUUCAACUUCGUAGGAAAGAAAAUGCUGUUUGAUUAAAAAGGAGUAUCUCUAAAGUACAAUUCAAGAUUUCAUGGACUUUCAAACAUUCUUAAUCAGGCUAGAUAUUUAAGUGUUUCUUUCAUGACAACAAUGCAAAAAAAUUUGUGUCUGUAAGAUGAGAGACGUUUUUUACCACAUCAGCCAAGAGAAUUUUCCAGAAGAACCUUCAUUCUUUGAGCAGCAAGAUCUUCGAUUGAUCCUUCUUCUUCGUCACGCUGUAACUUAGUGGACCAAACUUACCGGUCACUAAGGACUCGAAAGAUACAAUUUCGUCCUAUCCAAGACAAGAAGAAUAUCUCUCUCAGACCUUAAUGUAAAUGGCUGAGCGUCUAGCUGAAGCAAUACCAAGCCAUGAAGAUAUUGCUCUGAAAGGUCAACAUGACUCGAGGUGUGAUCACAAUCUCACCAGUGCCCAAGACUCAACUUUCGACGUCCACACAGACCAUGAGAUUAAUAAAUAUUCAUUUAAGAAAAUGGACAAAGCACAAGAGGCUAGUAAAACAUUGACCAACGAACAGCCAGGUGGUCGAGAAGCAGUCCGAACCACAAGGGAUCAUUCCAUGAAAGAAAAUGUGAAAGUUCUUGCAAAAGACGGAAAGACCGAAAGAAUGUCAGGGCCUAAUUCUCUGACAGAUUGUGUUGAUGGAGAUGUAGGUCCUGUCUUGAAAGGUCACAGAUCAGAUAAGGUUGAAGAGACAGUGAGUAAAUCAACCCAAUAUCAAAACAAAAACAACGCAGAAAGCAUCGACCUGCCAGUAGAUUUUAGCAUUACACCAAACAGUCAACUAGCGUUACAAACUGUACAAACAUUAUGCCAUUCAUUGACAGUAAAAGUGACCACUUCUUCGGGGCAAGGCAGUGGCACUUUGGUCAGUCCUGAGAUAUGGAAACAGCUUAGGAAGUGCAGAAGUCUGCAAAGUAUGAUGGAGUUAAAAGUAACUGGACUUGACCUAGCCAUUAUAGUUAGCGAGAAGCUUAUUAAGACAGAGCUUGACGCAUCCCAGGCCUCUGUGGAGUUUUCUUAUGUAACAGAAACUGACCGGCAUGUAUUUGUAAGAAUUAACCAGUGCUCGAAACUCAGCUACAAAGUUGAUGGACGCACGAUACUAACGUGUCAUCGUGUCCCCGUAGAAGUCUGUGAAGACUUGGAGAAACACUACGUCAAAUUUUGUGACAUGGCCGCCAUAUUGUCACGUGACCCAUCGUAUUCUGACAAGUUUCUUCUACUUGGUCACCUGAAUGGGGUUUCUAAGGUAGCACUUGAAGGCAAGUACCAGCAGGGUUUUGAACCAAGAUCACAACCUCUUGGCUACUUCAAUCUGGAAGAGUCUGCGGAGACAUUCUUUAGCAGAACCAUGAACGUGAGUCCACAAGAAUGGUCAGAACUGAAGGAGAAGCUCUGCCCUGGAGAUGAAAGUAUGUCAGUAGUAAGCUUCUGACUUAAAAGCUUAGAGAAAAUAUUUAGCCUAUGCACCUACGUCUUAAAAGAUAGAUGAGCGACUGUGUAAUUAAAGUUUCUAAAUUCACAAUAUUUGUAUCUCUAAAUAACUAAUCUUGUAGACAGUUUGAAUAUUUAAACUCAUCAUUUAACUGAGAUCUAUAGUCUGAAUCAUUUAUUUUUCUUUGAUAAUUUAAACAUAUCUUUUAGAUAACGUCUUCAGUAGAUGUAGGUCAUAUUUUUUAAAGCCAUUUAGGGAUGUUUUUAAGUUACUAGGUAAAUAUUUAUCGCUGCCUGGUCGUCGCGAUAGUCCCGGGUUCAAAUCCCGCCUGCUGGCUGCCUUCCCUGACGUCAGGCACGAGGUUUGGACUAGGACGAAAUAAUCUUCACUUCUGAGGGAAAGGCUGAGGCUGAGUGAUAAAGAGGUUAGCUUCAAAACCAAAAGGCUUCUGGUUCGAAUCCCUGUCUUUAGGACAUCCUAUUCUAAUGGAUGAUAAACAUUGAUUGGGAAAGUAAAGUUGGUUUGUUCCUUUAUUAAAUAUUACAGGAUUAUCCUCUGCCCAAUGGAUAGAAAUAUCUGAAAGAGUGAAUUAACAUUUUACUUCAUCGGGCUUAACCUGGCCACCUAAUUUGCUGUCAUCAAUAACUUUAACAAAAGUAACCCUUCUCGUCUGCUGGAGCAGAUGUUAUACAAUAUGUAGAAGGAAAGUUGCUCAUUUUGAUAAGCUGAAGCCAAAGGCGACCUUAGCGAGUGGCUAGUGCAGCAACUGACCCGCCCUUGAUGGAGGCCCGUGAUCUAGUUGGGUUAGGGUUAGGGUUGAUUUUUCAUGCAAGAAAUCAAUAUUAGAGGACUAGGCAUCUGGGUACAAAAUCUUGCAAGCAUAAUCUUACAAUUACAAAAAAAGCUUGGCUUCCAAACCGUGGUCCAGGGUUCGAAUCCUGACUGGGAUUUUUAAUUUAAAGAUCCUUAAGGCGCCUCUGAGUCUACUCAACUUAUAUGGGUACCUGACAUAAGUUGGGAAAAAGUAAAAACGGUUGGUCGUUAUAUUGGCUAGGUAACACCCUGGUUAACCGUAGGACACAGAUACAGAUGAUCUAUACAUCUGCCCUAUAGGAGGGCAAUGUUGGAAAGAUGAACUUUGAUGUUUAUAUAAUGUAGCUAAACAGUACCUACGUAAGAAAGUUGGCUUUGUAACAGUAAGGCAUUGCAGGCGGACGAGCCCGUUAGCGUGAUGCGGUACCGUAUUAAUAGUCUUCGGACAACAGUAUGACAGUCGCCCCCCGGCCCCAUGUACAGCUAAUGUUGCAAUGCUGGAGAACUUGUAUAAUUGUAUUCUAAUGUAACUUGAUGUACAUAUUUUCAAUGCACACAUUCUGUUUAUAGCUAUAUCAAUAUCCAUAUCUAUAUUUUUAUCAGUAUAUCUAUAUAUAUCUCUACUAAUAUUUAUAUACAUAUAAAUAUUUGUAAAUAAAAAUAAAUAUUGAAUAUUAAUUGUGUAUUAAAAAGAUUGUUUCAAUGUAUAUCUAUAUCCAUAUCUAUAUCAAUAUAUCUAUAUCUAACUAUCUAUAUUAUAUUUAUAUGUAAUAGGCAUAUAUAUAUAUAUAUAUAUAUUUAUAUAUUAAUAAAAAUAAAUAUUGAAUUUUACA